Molecule: messenger RNA, 1056 nt
Organism: Nematocida parisii ERTm1
Lineage: Eukaryota; Fungi; Microsporidia
Exons: 1
Coding region: 1-1056 (351 amino acids)
Biological process (GO): carbohydrate metabolic process
Molecular function (GO): hydrolase activity, acting on carbon-nitrogen (but not peptide) bonds
Source: RefSeq, a predicted model, not a curated record
AUGGGGUACACAGACUAUGAGCAGGAAGAGUAUGUUGAGGAAACAGAGCCAGGCAUAGAGACCAUAAAAAGCAUUCUUACAGAGGCUAUGAUGGACUCAGAUCCAAAUUUAAUUGAUGACUUACUAAGUGAGGCAGUGCGUAUACAGGAGACAUCUUUAAAAGACGAGCUGACUGUAAAGGGGGGAAAGUACGCAGGAACAUUCUCUCUCACAUUUGAUGGGAGUCCCACUGGGAAUACUUUAAGGCUUUUGAGUAUUCUUAAAAAGUAUAAGAAGAACUGCGGAUUCUAUCUGGACCCAUUUAAUAUAGACAAGAAGACUAUUCCUAUUGUUACAGAGAUUCUGAAGAAUGGGCAUACAAUCGGCCUAUCAAUUACUCACGACAUGCCUUUCACAGAGGUAACUAUGCAUGAGGCAAGAAGCAGAAUAAAGGCGUGCGUAGACAAGUAUAUGGAGGUAAUAGGCGUAAUGCCCGGAUCAGCCAGACUGCCUAGGCAGGGGUACUACUCUGAUGACAUUGAAUACUGCUUGGAGCUGGGAGUGACUGUGUGUGAGCCUAAUUAUGAUGUUAUGGACUAUAAUGAUCCACACUUUUUAGAUACACUUAGCAGAUCACUUGCUGCGAAUAUGAUUGAGCCAACAACAGACUGUAUGGUUCUUGUAAUGAGGGAUAAAUACUCAUACACACUUGACAGUAUUGAUGGGCUGAUCGAACUUCUUAAAGUGUUUGGGCUUAGGCACGCAGACUAUAACGUGAACACCGGACUAAAGUCGGCUGCACCAAGUAACCCCAGUGAUUUAAGAAAAAGCAGCACAGCUAACAGGAGAGAAGAGCUUCUUUCAAUGAAUGCUGAUCCAGAAGAGUCUUCAGCACAGAAGAUUGUUGAUACGAUUGAGAACAAUGCACGUAUGAGCAGUACAGCAAAAGGGGAUGUGAGUAAGAAGUCUUCUAUUUCUGACAGCGUGUCUAAACUAAUUAAGACAAGCGGUGGUAAUGUGAUGAUCAAAGUGGGAUGCGUUGGAGGUGUUCUUCUUAUUGUGGCUUUCUUUAUUUGA